AAUAUAUUUAAUAUAUGAAUAAUCAACCUGUUUAUAUGUCUGUUGAACAAAUUAAUGCUUUAUUUUAAAGGGACUCAACAUUUGAGAUGAGAGAUGAUCGUAUUAAUUCAUUCUAAAAUGAUUAAAAAAAGAAUGAAGUAAUCAUAUUUAAUAAGUUAAAGACUUGGAAGUCUGAGAGUGCUGAAUGUGAAGAAAAUAGGCCAACAAAUUAAAGUGAGAGUAUGAUGAUGAGUAAGAAUAUUUUUGGUUAAAGUUUUUAAGUUACGAGAGAGGAGUAUUAGAGUUUAUAAUAGGAAUAUGAGAGACGUAAGGAUAUGGAAGAGAAAUAUAAGGAAGACAUAAACAGAUUAAUGAGAGAACUUAAAUAGAAGAGUGCAGAAGUGGAAAAUGUAAAGAGAGAUUAGGAUAUUUUAUUUGAAUAGAAUUAAAGAAGAGAAUGUAAUUGAUUAUUAAUAAAAUCAAAAGCGAUACUUCAGAAUCUGAGAUCAUAAAUACAAGAAGCUAAUAAUAGGGAAUAAAAAGCUGUUAUUGAAUUAGCAGAGAUGUAAGAAUAACAUCUGUAGGUGAAAUAACAAUUAGAAAUAGUCUAGCAGAAAUACAAUUGUUUACUCAAACAACAUAAGUUUGAAAUUGAUAGAAAAGAUAAGUAAAUAGAUUAACUCAAGAGUUAAAUUGUAUCCUUAAAUGAGGAUAAUGAUAAACUAAAAAAUGAACCUUAGGCAGGGAUUUCUCAUCUCGAUUCUUAGAGGAUGUCAUAAGAAAAGAUUUAAAAUUAAUGUGCAUAAUUUAAUUCGAAUGCAUAUAAGAGUAGCAUUUAAUUUUAGAAAGAAAAGCCAAUUACAUAGAUUUAGUUUAAGAGUAAUUAUGAUUCUAAAGUAACCUUCGGUAAAAAGUCUCAAAACUCAUUAAAAUAAUAACAAUCAUAAUCUGAUUUGUAGUAGAAAGGACAAUGAGUUUAAUAUUAUAUAUAUAAAAA
Messenger RNA from Paramecium sonneborni, 976 nucleotides. NCBI's taxonomy places the organism in Eukaryota, Ciliophora, Oligohymenophorea, Peniculida, Parameciidae. The record is from the annotation of a GenBank genome assembly.